Molecule: messenger RNA, 8470 nt
Organism: Pieris rapae (cabbage white)
Lineage: Eukaryota; Metazoa; Arthropoda; Insecta; Lepidoptera; Pieridae
Gene: Pi4KIIIalpha
Product: phosphatidylinositol 4-kinase alpha
Exons: 39
Coding region: 119-6508 (2129 amino acids)
Biological process (GO): phosphatidylinositol-mediated signaling; phosphatidylinositol phosphate biosynthetic process
Cellular component (GO): cytoplasm; plasma membrane
Molecular function (GO): 1-phosphatidylinositol 4-kinase activity
Source: RefSeq, a predicted model, not a curated record
UAGUGAUUUGUGCGAGAAAAAAGAAACUACUACGAUAGUACGAUGAUUUAAUAUUUUCUAAUUUCAUGAAUUAGAUAUGUAUAUUAUAUCAGAACGAGUUUAAAUACAGCUAAGAGAAAUGGACGAAAACGAUUUCUUUAGGCAGACAGUCCAACACUUAGCGAGAUGUCUUUCCUCCUUGAAUCCAACACCUUGGGAGAAGGUGAACACAUUAUUUAUGUUAUGUCCUCAAGUCAGCUCACCAUUUGUGGUAACUCCAAGGAGUCAGGAAGCUAGCAUAGCACUUGGUCUUUACUUCCUUCAGAGUGGAUUGCAACAUCAAGAAAAACUUUUGCCUUAUUUUCUAAAAGUAUUAAAAUGUCUUACAAAUGCACAAUUCCAGGAACCUAUGUGUCGAAUUAAGUCUGGUGAUCGGAUCCCUAUGUCUGAGAAAUUUAGCUUUUGUUUAAAUACACUUCUCUCAGAUGUUGCAUCAAAAAACCCAUCUCUACGUGAAGAAAUUGUCACUGCUCAAAUAGAGCUUAUGUCAAAUCUCACUAAAAUUGUAAUCACCUGUUUCGAAAGUAAAGAUUACAAUAAUACAUCAAAACUUCAGUUAUGUAAGAGUACAGUGCCAAUUCUUAUAGGACUUGCAAGGUCUAUGGGUAGAUAUCCAACUGUUGAACCAUCUUUACUAUGCAGAUUAUUCCCACAACCCAGCAGUCCCGUUCGAUCUAAAGAACCAGAACCUAACUUUGAAUAUGCUACAUUAGAUAAGAAGAGACGAUUUAACCAAUUCCGACCAAUUAUUCCUCGAUCUUUAUCUGGAAAUUUAAAUCCAAAUACAGAGACAAUAAUAGAGAAUGGUUCAGAUACAGUUGACAGUGGUCGUGGAACUCUAAAGAGAAGUUCAUUACAAAGCUAUCACUCAGUACCUUAUGACCCAACUACAUAUUUCUUUCAUAAGUUUGGAUCUAGUUUUAACCAGUUUCCAUACAUGAGAUUUCCUGAAUCUCCAGAAAAGAGGAUUGGUGUCCCAUUUUAUGUAACAUAUCUACAGUCAAUUUUAUCAUUGGCAAAGAAGUUGUUGACAAGAGAUUUAUUAUCAUUUUUGGAUGAGGAAGCAGAAGAUAUUCAUGCAUCAGGACAAAUUCAAGUAUUUCCAUAUAAGUCAUUUUCUGAAACAUUGAAUCUAGUCAUGGUAACAUUGCUACGUGAUAUUCUACAAAACCAAAAAGACCUACCAGGACCAUUUACUAAGGAUGUACAGGAAUUUGUUAAGUGUUUGUUCCUAAGUGGUCAAACGGAGUUACAGAGUAGGCACCAUGAUGCUUCUGAGAAGGAGGAUAGAGAAACAAACUUUGCUACUGUGAAUAAGUUUAAAGUCAAUGUUAUGGCUAAUUCAGCCUGCGUUGAUCUGUUAGUAUGGGCUAUUGGAGAUGAGACAGUGGAUGACGACUAUGACGUGCCAGCCCUUAUAAAUGCUCUUACAAUAUUAAUAGGAGCGGAUUCACUUUGUGGUCGAUUGACGGAGAAAAUUAAUUCCAAUCAUAAUCAUAAACUAAUUUUAGCGCAUAUGCCAUUGCUCAUGGUUUGCUUAGAGGGUCUUGGUAAAUUGGCAACUAAAUUUCCAACUAUAGCUAAUACUUCAAUUUACUGUCUCCGAGAUUUUCUCGUCACUCCAUCUCCCAUACUGUUUAAACUCCACAAACUGGAACUAGAGAGAUCUGGGAAAGAUCAUAUAAAAGUUUCAGUUCAAACCAAAGAACCUGGAGUAAAGGAUACGGGUGCACCCACAAAGUCAACUCCCUUUGAGAAGCUUCGAGAUGCAGCUAUAGAGAAUUUGUGUGUUGCUCUGGAUGCUGCAUUAUCUGUGGAUCCAUUUUGUGUUCCCGCGCUUGUUGGUUCCGUCAGUAAUAGACUGUUCACCGCUGAAACUAGUGAUAGUGAAUCCUCGUUAAUCAGCACAAAUAUUGUGAUAAUGCUGGGCCAUGUAGCAGUUGCGUUAAAAGAUACACCAAAAACUACAGAAACAAUAUUACAAUUCUUCCAACAACGGUUAUGCCGAUCACCGUCUUCCUUGGACACGUUAAUAGUGGACCAGCUCGGGUGUAUGGCCCUAGCGAGUCCCGAAGGUCCAGCACACGAUGAAAUCAUGCGAAUGUUCACUGUUAUCACGGUGGAGGCAGCCAGCGCUUCUUACCAACAUACUGAUGACAGGAAACAGUAUCGACAUGUGUCCGGUGCGGUUUUGAACGCUCUUGCGAAUAUAGCAGCAAAUGUAAGAGGGACAAACGCUCGACAUGAACUAUUGAUACGUCUAUUGGAAUUGUUCGUUCAACUUGGCCUCGGAGGGGAAAGGGCUACGGAUCGUUCACCAGCGCCGGUUUUAAAAGCGUCAGGAAGUGCUGGCAAUUUGGGUGUGCUUAUUCCAGUUAUAGCGGUUCUAGUCAAACGAUUGCCGCCAAUAAGAAACCCAAAACCUCGAUUGCAUAAACUUUUCAAAGACUUUUGGCUAUACUGCGUAGUAAUGGGAUUUACAGCAGCUGAAUCAGCUAUGCGAAAGCGUCUAUGGCCGCAAGAAUGGUAUGCGGGAGUAAAAGAGAUAGCGGCCAAAUCACCUUAUCUUGUCUCUCAAACGUCUUUACGUUCCGAAAUGCGAACGUAUCAGUACACGUCAGCUGUCAGAAAUGACUCGGUGUCAAUGAAUGAAUUGCAAGAAUUGAAAACGCAGAUUUUGAAUCUGUUAGAUCAUCAACCGGAUGUUACAGUGAUUGUUAAUAAGUUGACGUUUGCGCCGUGUAUGUAUCUACUCAGCGUAUAUUGGCUGGAAUCCUUAAGGGUAUCCAAUUCACCAGAACCAAGUUUACAACCAAUUAUUGAAUAUUUGAGUGAUACAGCACUACAGAAAGAAAAGAGCGGUAUGUGGCAAUGUGUUGCCAGCGUUGGUGAUAAAGUAUUUCAGAAAUUCUUGGAUGUAAUGUCGGCAAAGGUUAAAGAUGAAUCUCGCGAAAGGGAAUUGGAGUUGCACGCGCAAUUUUUGCUAGUCAAUUUCAAUCACAUACACAAACAAAUAAGGAGAGUCGCUGAUAAGUGGUUGGCUGGGCUUGUUGAUAGAUUUCCACAUCUAUUAUGGAAUUGUCGGGUACUUUGGUCGAUGUUAGAUAUAUUACAAGUACUGAGCUUCAGUUUGGACCUGGAUGAGAAUCAAGAGACGCCGCUACUGAAAGUUCCUGAUACUGACUUCACUUUGCAACUCCAAGAUACGCUGGAAGGGAGAGAGAGUAUCGUAAAAGACUUCGCAGACAGAUGUCACGGGAUCGUACAAGAGGCCAUGAAAUGGGCGCCGCAGUCAACGAGGUCACAUUUGCAGGAAUAUUUGAAUCAGGUUCCCAAUUCGACCCUCUGGCAUCACUGUGGACUAGCCCUUGCAAUAAAUGCCUUACUAGGCGCAGCCGGUCUCAAUAGAAUGUCAGCCCCCCUACCACGAGCGGCGUUAGACAAACGACCGCCUUGUGUCACGCAGGAUUCGGCAGCAUUACUCGCUGUUGUAUCGCAACGGAGCCGCUAUGUUGGAGAGGUCGCGGGUUCAGUGUCAGCGGAAGGCGGUGGAGAAGCGGCCUUAUGGCGCGUUGGGAGUCGAUUACUCACAACAUUGAAAGAGGCGUGUUCUAGUGGUAGUGAAACAGCCCACAGGAUUGCUCUGUGGCGCUGCACGGCACUUCUAGUACAUGCAACGACGUUCUCUACGGGCGCUGGUUCCGCGUCGUCAACAGCCCGGGCUUUAUUGCAUAGUGUUGCCUGGUCACAAGUGGACAUCUUCACGGAAGAUGCCGUGACGUCAGCAGUGGAGUGUUGGCAAUGGCUGACAACGUCCAGACCGGAUUUGGAGUUGAGGCUUGUGCAGGAAAUAUUCGCGGCUUGGCAAAGCACCGUUGAUAGAAAAAUGGGUCUCUUUGCCAAGCAAGUCACGGAGAUCAGUCCACUUGCAGCCUAUGAAGGUGCCAAAUUAGAACCGCGUCCACCAUUCGUAGCUCCGCACGCAGUGUGGGUGCGGUACUUGUGUGAAGUGGCAGAAACGGCUAAAUACAACAGUCUGGAGAAAGUGGAGAUGCUGGCCAGUCUUUUGCAUAGAACUCUGCCAAUUACAGUGGGUGAUGUACGAGAUCACAUAAAUAGACAUGUCGAUGCAGUUGGAGUACGAUUCAAACUUCUAUCGUGCGGUCUGUCCCUACUGCAAGGCGAUAUUCUGCCUCGAUCUCUUGCCCGGAAUAUCCUAAGGGAAAGAGUUUAUAGCGCUUGCCUCGACUACUUUUGUCGAGGCCUCCAAUGCCCUUCAAAAGGUUCCAGGGAGUUGAGAGAAGACAUCAUUUCUCUUAUUAAAUUCUGGCAACUGAUGCAUUCCGACAAAAAAUACUUGAAGAGCAGUGAUAUUGGAGCUGACUUUGAACUUAUGCAUGGACCGAGCAGCCAGAGCCUCUAUACAUCAACUUCACCCACAGACAACAGAUCUUCAGUGAACAGUAAUGAUAUUGGAAAUCGACAGACAACAGGCUGGAUAAACACUGUUCCGAUGUCGACAACGACGUUGAGUAGUGGUGCGGGCAGCAUCGCCGGAAAACGGUCAAAUAGAAGUGUUAAGCCGCCAGCUAAGUCACAGGAUCCCUUCGUGAAAGAUUAUGUUCGAAAACGAAACCUUAUCCUGGAGUUGAUGGCAGUAGAAAUCGAGUUCCUAGUGACAUGGCAUAAUCCUCACAGUCGACCCGAGCAAGCGAUUCCGGGUGAGGAUAAUAUAACAACGUGGAGGUCUAAGCCCAAUACAGAACGGACGUGGCGGGAUUACACAAAAUUGGCUUGGGAAAUUAGUCCAACUUUGGCUGUGUUCUUACCUGAAAGGUUGAAAAACGACAGUAUAGUCUCAGAGAUAAAGCGUAAAGUCCAAUCACAUCCAACGUCGGUGUGCCACGUGCCUCAAGCUCUGAAAUAUCUCGUCACUACUGAAACUCUACUCAAUGAUGCACAUGAGCUCGUACAUAUGGUGACCUGGGCGAGAGUAAGUCCUGUUGAAGCUCUAUCAUACUUCAGCCGGCAAUAUCCACCACAUCCGUUAUCUGCUCAGGCGGCCGUGUCCACACUUACCUCCUACCCGUCUUCGGCAGUAUUGCUGUACAUACCUCAGUUAGUACAAGCAUUACGUCAUGAUACUAUGGGUUAUGUGUCGGAACUAAUAAAAUCAUUGGCAAAGAAAUCUCAAGUUGUCGCUCAUCAACUUAUAUGGAACAUGCACACGAAUAUGUACACUGAUGAAGAAAUGCAUAAUAAAGACACUGCAUUAUACGACAUAUUAGAAGCAUUAACCAAGAAUAUAGUGGAUUGUCUUUCUGGACCGGCUAAAGCAUUCCAUGAAAGGGAGUUUGAUUUCUUUAGUCAAAUAACAAAUAUUAGUGGAAUCAUACGACCUUAUCCUAAAGGAGCUGAGAGAAAAGCAGCCUGUUUGGAGGCCCUUAAAAAUGUUAAGGUGCAACCCGGAUGUUAUCUGCCAUCAAACCCCGACUCUAUGGUCAUUGACAUAGACUAUAAAAGCGGCACCCCUAUGCAAAGUGCGGCUAAAGCGCCGUACUUAGCGCGGUUCAGAGUGAGAAAGUAUGGAAUAUCUGAGAUGGAAACUGUUGCUAUGGCCAUUGCCUCUGGGGAGGACCCACCCACUGAGGAAGGUAAAGACAGGUACACAUCGAUAGCUCAGGAGACCUGGCAAGCGGCUAUAUUCAAAGUGGGCGACGAUGUACGACAAGACAUGCUCGCACUGCAAGUUAUAUCCCUAUUCAAGAAUAUCUUCCAACAAGUUGGGCUAAAUCUCUAUUUGUUUCCUUAUAAAGUCGUUGCCACUGCGCCUGGGUGUGGUGUGAUUGAAUGUGUGCCAAAUGCAAGAUCCAGAGAUCAAUUAGGUAGACAGACAGACAUCGGAAUGUAUGAAUACUUUAUUGCUACAUACGGCGAUGAGACUACAAGAGAAUUUCAGGCGGCACGGCGUUGCUUUGUGACUUCAAUGGCGGCGUACAGCGUGAUAGGAUUUCUCUUGCAGAUUAAAGAUCGACACAACGGCAAUAUCAUGUUGGACACCGACGGUCAUAUUAUACACAUUGAUUUCGGCUUCAUGUUUGAGUCUUCACCAGGUGGAAAUCUAGGCUUUGAGCCAGAUAUUAAAUUGACAGAUGAAAUGGUUAUGGUGAUGGGUGGGAAAAUGGAAGCACCUGCCUUCCGAUGGUUCUGUGAGCUUUGUGUACAAGCGUUCCUUGCUGUUAGGCCAUACCAAGAAGCAAUAAUAUCUAUGGUAUCGCUAAUGCUAGAUACAGGGUUACCAUGCUUCAGAGGUCAAACUAUUCGCCAACUACGAUCACGCUUUGCGCCAAAUUCAACAGAGAAAGAGGCGGCCGCAUACAUGCAAGCAGUUAUAAGAAACUCCUUCCUUAAUUUCAGAACGAGAACAUACGAUAUGAUUCAGUAUUACCAAAACCAAAUUCCUUAUUAAAUUCAUAUGGGUUUCUACAUUACUUUAUGGUACUAGUACUUAUAAAAGGCCACGAAAGAAAUACCUCUAAAUGAAAUAAAUAUAAACCGUUCUUAAAUAGUGUUUAUAAGAAUAUUUGAUUUGAAGAAAUCAGAAAAGUCCUAUUAUCUGUGAACUAGUUUUAUGUUAGUCUGUGCGGCUAGACAAUGACGUGAGAUUUAAAAUAAAAAAUAUGUAAUAUAAAUACGAAAUGUUAAAUUUGACCCUUAUACAACUGUUUGAAUUUGGGUACCAUGUUAAAAUUGUUUUUAAGCAGAAUAACAAAAAAGUUAAUUUGGCUAUGGCGAUUGGUCAGCUCCACGCCUCUAACGAUUACUUUACAGUUAAAAGGAUUUAUGGAAAUAAUAGGUUUUGGUAUCACUUAGGUAAGCUUUGACUGUUCUACCAUGUACCUAUAUACCUACUCUAGCCAUAAGUUAUGUUAUUUUGGCAAAGAGAUUUUUUUCCAUUCCACCAUGAUUAUUUUCAAAUUUCGUGUUUUGUUUUUUUGUAAAUGGUUAGGUUAGGUUAAAUGAACUGUCUAGAGAUUCAAUGAACUCUCUGACUACUUUUCAACGACAUUAACAUGCAGUUGGUUCAAACAUUUGGAGUAUCUUGAAUUUGCCCAACUCGAGAAAGGCAAUCACAGCAAUUCUGUUUACGUUACAACUCAGUUUAUAACCAUGUAAAGUAAGGUAAAGUCGAAAAAAACUUAUUAAAGUUCGAGAAAAAGUUAAAUAGUUACAGUAUUUAUGGCUAGACUAGUUAUAUUCAUAUUAAUAUAAAUUCUUCAAUACUGUAUUGCUUUAUCGACAAUCUUUGACAGAUGUAGUAUUGAUGUCAUACCAAAAUCGUUUGCAAAUUUCUGUAAAAUUAAAAUAACUGAUUUCAACUGAAAGAUCUCUUAUAAUAAAUACAAAACCUAUUUUCAAUAACUUUCUGAUUAAGUGUUCAGUUACACAGUUACAUAAUUUUGACAUCGGCAAAGUAGGACUUUUUUAUCAUUCCAAUAUUACAACAAAAAAGUAUUAUAGUUUAUUUUUAUUGACUUAAAAUCAGAGGGACUUAAAAUCAUAAAGGGCUUCAAUUUAAUUAUUUUUAAGUUUAGGGCAUAUAUUCUGGGUGUAGUCUAGUUUUAAAUCUUUAAUCAUGUGGAACUAUCGCCUCGCUAUUUAAUUUUUUUUAUUUUAUCUAUAUUUGAUUCAUUAUAUUCAAGAUGAUUGUAAUGUUUACGAAAUCGUACGUACUUACGCAAAUCUUAGGAAACUAAGUUGGAUUCAUCAUAGAUAAUAAAUGAUAAAUAUAAAAAAAUCUUAUCAGUAUCUAUUCUAAGUAUUCAGGACUCCAGCGGAUUGACAAUACCCUGAUCUUUUUAUGUUAAAGAUAAAAAACUUUCUUUUUUUAUCUAAUGCCUUUACAAAAAAUAUAUGUAUAGUUAUUUUAUUCAGUGAUUGGCAUCGAAGAUAACAUACGGUUAUUAUAUAAUUUAAGAUGUGAAAUGUAUGCUUAUAGGUUUGAUUGCUAAACUUUUGUGUCGAUUUUCACAAAAUUUAAGGAUUUCCAGAAAAAGAUAAUUUUAUAAGGAAGGCUAAGGGCGCCAUUUAUUUGUAGAUACAUUAUUUAUAGUUCCAAUUGUUGAUCAUGUUGAUAUUCUAUUAAAUUAUAAGAAUUACUAAUUAGUAAAUGUAAUAUUGAUUCCUAAGUCGUUUAUCUUGUCUUUUAGAUUUUAUUGUGGGCAGCCCUGUUACCUUUCUUAAUUUGUUGUUUCGUGAUUGAAUCGUGUUUAUUGUUACCAUAUAACUGUUUAAGUGAUUUAUUGUCAUUGGUAUAAAUAAAUGUGUAACAGGGUUGCCGCUGUGUAUACCAAUAUUAAUGUUUCGGACAUUCCUCAUAUAAAUGUUUAGUAAAUUGUUGUUGGUAUUAAAUUAUAUAUGGUAAAGGACA